GAUAAGGAAGAGUGAGAGAGACACUUCAACUCUCUAUCUCCAUUACUUUGCUUUUCUUUCCAUCAAAGCUCCUUUCUUUUUCUUUAACCCAUCUCUCUGUUUCUCUUCUUUUGGGCCAAAAAACAAGAAACACCCAACACAAAUUUUCAGUUUUUCAGAUCAGAUUUCAGAUGGGUUCUGUUGGUAAUCCAACUCAAUGGGCACCAUAUGAUAACUACAGAGAUUGUUCACAAGGAAUUUGCAGUAUCUAUUGUCCUCAAUGGUGCUAUAUAAUUUUCCCUCCUCCACCUCCUCUCACUCUUGGAGAUGAUUCCACUACUGAUUUCUCUCCUCUCAUUAUAGCAGUUAUUGGUAUAUUGGCUAGUGCUUUCAUUUUGGUCACUUACUACACCAUCGUCUCCAAGUUUUGCAGCCGCUCAGGAUCUCAAAACUCCAUCAUUGACCUCAACGAAAAUCGCAAUAAAUCCAUCACAGUCUGUAAGUACAGAAGUGAUGGAUUGGUUGACGGCACAGACUGUUCUGUUUGUCUGAGUGAGUUGAAGAAAAUAGAGCUUAGGCUGUUGCCAAAAUGCAAUCAUGCUUUCCAUGUUACGUGCAUUGAUACCUGGUUAACGUCUCACUCUAGUUGUCCUCUUUGCCGUGCUAAUAUUGCUCCGGCCAACGCGAUUUCUGGGCCUAAUCAUCAUCCUCCCGCCGAGGAAACUAUCCACCGUGGUGUUGCUGUAUCUGCACUGCAAUACCAACGUAGAAAUGAUUCUGUUUUAGUGAUUCAGGAUCUCGAAAUGGGCGUCUGUGAAGACACUGCUGUUGCUCCCACUGCCGGUUUUGUUCCCAGUCAUGAGAGGCCAAAGACACCAAAUCAAGCUCCUGGUAGUGUAGUAAAUGUGGAAGAAGUUGAAGAAAAUGGGAUUCAGCCAAUUAGGAGAUCAGUCUCGUUGAAUUCUUCUCUGUGUCAAGAUCGUGUUUCGAUUGCUGAUAUAUUACGUGCCAGUGAAGACACCGACAAUGAAGAGUCCAAAAUCGAAAUUCAAAAGGUAGUUUCAGCAGGAACUGGAUCCUCUAAACAAUCUGCUGAUGAAGAAUUACUUUCUGUGAAUAAUAUGGUUAUGAAAAGGAUGCCUGUAGCAAUGAAGAGAUCAUUUUCAACAGGGAGAUUCAUGUUCACAAGGUAUGAUAGAGGAAGGAAUUCUAUACUACCAGAGUGAAAUUGAUAAUAAUUCCACUGUGUAUAAAAAACAAAAUCUGUGAAGUUUGUUCGAUUAAAUACAGUACAAAAACCCAGGUUAGAGAUUUUAGAUCAUAGAAAUUUGACAGCUGAACUGAAUAUGAGCCUGUCAUUAGUGUCUUUCAUUAAAUUUAAUUUAUGUUCAUUAUGUGA
Messenger RNA from Carica papaya (papaya), 1378 nucleotides. NCBI's taxonomy places the organism in Eukaryota, Viridiplantae, Streptophyta, Magnoliopsida, Brassicales, Caricaceae. The record is from RefSeq and is a predicted model, not a curated record.